Leptomonas pyrrhocoris is the source of this 628-nucleotide messenger RNA. RefSeq lists its product as hypothetical. Bases 209 to 628 code for a protein of 139 amino acids. Gene Ontology annotation, biological process: mitochondrion organization. The record is from RefSeq and is a predicted model, not a curated record. Lineage: Eukaryota; Euglenozoa; Kinetoplastea; Trypanosomatida; Trypanosomatidae. Gene Ontology annotation, cellular component: mitochondrion; nucleus. The transcript has a single exon.
GAAAGAAAGAAAAACGGAUACCCAUUUUGUUAUUCGUCAGCGUCUCUGAAGCUCUAGCGCUUUUCACCCAGCCGACAUACAACACAAGUUGUUUUUCUCUUCCCAUCUCCGUCGACGACGUCGCACACCAUCAACAACGCCCAAGUCGACCAUCAAACAACCACACAGCACGUCACUCACUUGAAGAACACAAAAAGGAUAGCAAUCAAUGGGUCGUUCUCGCAGCUCUUCCCGCGGCUCCGGCGGUUUCCGCCGCUCCUCGCCGCACACCGCAGCGCCACCACCGCCACCGCGACGAAGCGAGGUGACGAACGUCUACGUGCAACGCCCCAUGUACGGCGGUGGUGGUGGCUCCGGUAUGAUGGGCACCAUGGCCGCGGUCGCGGGUGGUAGCGUGCUCGGUCACGGCAUCAGCAACUACCUCUACGGCCACAACAAUCAGGCCCCUACGCAGCCCGCAGAAGCGCAGCAGCUGGCGCAGGCCGCCGCCCAGGAGAACAACGUCUGCACGCCGCAGCUGGUGGGGUACUCGAAGUGCAUGGAGGCGAAUCCCGAGUCGGCGGACAGCUGCAAGUGGGCGUGGGAUUACUUCCUGCAGUGCCAGCGUGACCAGACGCAACAGCAGUAG